Zymoseptoria tritici IPO323 is the source of this 4641-nucleotide messenger RNA. RefSeq lists its product as uncharacterized. Lineage: Eukaryota; Fungi; Ascomycota; Dothideomycetes; Mycosphaerellales; Mycosphaerellaceae. The record is from RefSeq and is a predicted model, not a curated record. Gene Ontology annotation, cellular component: cytoplasm. The transcript is spliced from 4 exons. Gene Ontology annotation, molecular function: phosphopantetheine binding; catalytic activity. Gene Ontology annotation, biological process: amino acid activation for nonribosomal peptide biosynthetic process; secondary metabolite biosynthetic process. The annotation marks the transcript as partial.
AGCUUCGCAACAUGUGGUGGAACAUCGCUUGCGGCUCUCCAGCUUCAAACUGCCUGUCGACGGCGAGGAGUCGAGCUCGACUUCACUCACUUGCUAUCAGAAGCAAGUCUGAGCGAGGUCAUCAACAGAGCCAAAGUUUCCACUUCCGACCCGGUCACCCCAGACAAGAUGCGUCACGGCGACGUCGCGUGUACAGCAUCGGCACCGAGAUCGACAAUGGUAACCCACGACUUGGACGCUGAGCAGGACGCCGCCGAAUUCAACGACCUUCAACUUCGUCUGAUCCAAGGCACGAUUCGACGACCUGGUAGCGGCCUAAUUCACCAUGUAAUGACCGCACGCAGCGAGGAGUUAGAGUCAGUUCAAAGUGCCUGGGAAGCGGUUCUCAAGAAUGAACCCACGUUCAACACAGCUUAUCGUAACCCUCGGGGUGGCCGUCCGCUUUGCUUGGCCGUCUGCUGGCGGCGAUUUGAGACCGAUGAUGCCGAUACACAUCAGCAAGCGCUCUCCGACUGGCGUACAGCGCUACCAUCGUGGCCUCGUUGGCGGGAUAUCGACGUCGAUGAUGUGGAUCUUGACAUUCGGUUCACCGUCAUCGAGCUCAAGGAUCAAGCCGAGUCGAUGAGAAACGGCGCAGUGGUGAUAUGGACUAUUCACCAUGCCUUGAUCGAUGGAUGGUCGGCGCAUCUGCUCCUGCAACGUGUGCAGGGUGUGCGCUGUGGAAAAGCAGUAUGCGGACCAGUCCAUGCAUGGAGCACAGCAAUGGCCGAUCUGGAAAGCUAUCGCCAGCGGCAUCGAUCAGCAGGCGAAAACUUCUGGUCCAUGUGUUCAGAAGAGCUCAAUCUAUCCAGAGGCUCAAUCUUGCUCCCGCUUCCUCCCGCCAGCGCUUUCACGGAGGGAUCAAGCUACCAACACACAGAGCAACUGUAUACCACGCUUUCCGAUCCGCUACAGAGCCGGAUUCGAUUGACAUCCCAGAGAUAUGGCGCAACUCCCUUGGCCAUUUUUUAUGCCGCCUGGGCCAUCAUCAUCUCCGUGUACAGCGAUUCGGAUGCGAUCAACUUCGGAACGGUGGUCUCGGCGCGUGGACUGCCCAUCCAGGGCGCCCUGGACGUCGUGGGCCCCAUGUUCGACACAUUGCCGUUCCAUAUGGUCAUUCCUUGGACCUCGACCAUAGAAACAUUUGUGCGGCAGAUUCACCGUCGUUUGCGGCUACUCAACGAGUUUUCUUGGACAACAUCAGAGCAUGGCUUCUGUCGAUCGUUUGAAUGUCUGUUCUCUGAGCAAAUCGAUGUGCACUCUUUGCAAGAGGACAACGACAUCGACAGCCUCUUUGAUGUGCGAACCACUGACCAGACAACGGACAUACCACUUCACGUCAUUGUUGGUCCCAAUGGACAACUGCAGAUGCAGUACUUCGUUGAGCGAUAUCGUGCAACAGACAUGAAACGACUUUGGGACCACUAUCAACGGGUCUUGGUGGAGCUGGUAAGCGACAAACACAGCUCCGUCAUGCUUGUCGCAAACUCGAGCGAAUCUACAGGUUCCAUAGCCCACCUGAGGACCUUGGGAAACUGCGAAUCGCCAAGAACGACCUGGAGCUCGUACGGUGCAGGCGACGACCUCGUGACACUCUUUGAGCAGACUGCCGAUCGGCAUUUCGAUGCGAUUGCUCUAGUCAAAGGCAAACGCCAGGUCAGUUACUCUGAACUUGACGCCUGGUCGUCGAACGUUGCCCGAAGACUUGGCCAGAUGGGUGUCCAGAGCGGCGAGAUAAUUACAGCCGACGCUGACACCUCCAUUAAUUGGAUUGUAGCCAUUUAUGCCAUCUUACGAGCUGGCGGUGUGUAUUGUCCUAUUGCUCCAUCGCUCCCGCCUGAGGCGAGAAACACUCUCUUUUCUGACUCUGGAGCGAGGGUCCAUCUGCGGACCACUUCCUCGCGGGAUGCAACGAAUGGUCAACAUCCUCCGGGCGCAUUCGUCCUAAGUAUUGAAGACAUGAUGCCGGGAUUCGGGACUCUCGGGAAGCAAGACGUCGCAAGGCGUGACCGAGCGCGAACACACGACAGCGCAUAUGUCUGUUUCACUUCUGGCUCCACUGGCAGACCAAAGGGGGUUGUCUGUACUCAUGGAGCCCUUAUGGCGUUCCAGCGCGAGGAGGAAGUUCGAUUAUACGCCAACCCCGGCGUUCACAUUGCACAAACUAUGUCUCCCGCCUUCGACGGCAGCAUCCACGAGGUUUUCUCCGCCCUGAGCUACGGGGCAACGCUUGUGCUACCGGCAUCGGGUGACCGCCUGGGGCAUUUGAAACUCGUCGACGUGGCGAUUCUUACGCCGUCGGUUGCGUCACAGUUGCAGCCAGCCGACUUUCCCCGAUUGCAGAAGCUCUACCUGGUUGGCGAACCGGUACCACAGCGAGUGUGCGACGCAUGGGCUGCGGAGAAGCAGGUCAUCAAUAUGUACGGGCCAACAGAAGCAACCUGUGGAGCAACAAUUGCCCGUCUCGAUGUCGGCAAGCCCGUAACCAUCGGCAAACCGAAUCCUUCCACACGUGUGUAUAUUCUGGAUCAUCGUCUGCGCUUGGCCCCCAUGGGUAUGAUCGGAGAGGUCUGGCUCGCGGGCGUACAGGUCGCUCGGGGGUACCUGAAUCAGAAGGAGCUCAGCAGCGAGCGCUUCCUGGAUGACAGCGUGUGUGUGUCGUUGGGGGAGCAAAUGUAUCGAACAGGAGAUCGAGGCUACUGGGACGAGAACGGAGACCUCGUUUACUGCGGUCGCAGGGAUCGACAGAUCAAAUUGCGCGGCUUCCGACUUGACUUGGACGAUCUGGAGGCGCGCAUCCUGGUGUGUUGCCUCGGAAACGCCACGGUAGCAAUCACUCUGUGCGACGACGUGGAGGAGUUGGUGUGUAUGGUGCAGACCACAGCCAUGUCAGCACACCAGGUGCGACAGCGUCUCCAGCAUUGCUUGCCGCCAUAUGCCGUACCACGACACAUCGUCGUCGUCGAACGCCUCCCCACUACAGCUGCCGGGAAGGUGGACUACAAGGCCAUUGCGCGGACCCGGACCGCGGACCGAGAAGAAGCGCUCGCAGAAACCCUCGACCUUCAGACGUCAUCCACAGACCAGAGGUUGGCGAGACUCUGGCGGAAAAUGAUUGGAGACAGAGGGCGAUUGAGCGUAACGGUAACUCCGCGUUCCAGGAUCUUGGACCUGGGAGGAGACUCUGCACUGCAGUUGCGCAUACUCUCCGCCAUCAACGAGGAAUUCGGCGUGCAGCUUAGUUGGCGCGCCCUGGCAGAGCUAGACCUCUCGCAGAUGGCCCGAGAGAUUGAUAACAAGUCGGGAGAGUUGCAGCCGUCACCUAGACUGGACAAGAGUCAAUUGUCCAGUGCAGAAGAAUAUCAUUGGCAACGGUAUCAGAUCGACCCGACCUCUGCGACGUUCAACCUGGGCUUCGCCUGCGAUUUCGAUCUAGUGUCCGUGGAUCGAGAUCGACUCGUAAGUGCUUGGAAUGCAGUACUGCAGCAUCACGAGAUGUUCCGAUGCAGAUACGUGCCCGAUGCCAACGGCAACCCACGAAGAAUAUUGGGUUCGCGACCUCAACAGGUUGCUGACAUCCUGGACGAACCACUGGAGGCCGAAAGACUGAUGAACACUCCUUUUGACCUGGAGCGGGAUAGUCCAAUACGCGUGGUCAUUUCGAGAAAAGGCAUGGUGGUAGUGUGUCAUCACAUCUCCUGUGACUACACCACAUUCACUCUCCUCAUCGGCGACGUCAUGAGAGCGUAUGAUGCAAUGGGCACAUUGCAAGACUCCGUCAGCAAUGCUAGCAUCACCAGCUACUUGUCGGCAACUUCGUGGCAUCCCAAUGUGUCGGCGUCCAUGGUGGCGUUUUGGAACGAUGCCCUGCGAGGUGUUCCACAAAUCCAGCCUCCACUGGCAGGGGCUGCAACGGGUCUCCAGAAUCGAACUUCCUACCAGGGAUCAGCGACCAUGCUACAAGCAACGAAAUCGACGAGCGAUCGGGUGGAGGAAGUCAUGAAAGCGUAUGGUGUGAGCGGGCAGCAAUUGGCGCUGGCCGCCGCUACUGUAGCAUUGGCAGUGCUGGAUGAAAACUGUGACAGUUUCGACGUCGUCAUAGGCGUUCCCUUUGCAAACCGUCGCUCACCAGAGGACGGGAGGGUGGCAGCGGGGGUCUUUCUGGAGCCAGUGCCUCUCCGCCUAGCCUUUCCUUCCGGACACCAUGUGUCCUCUGUCGACUCUCAAAGCCCUCUGCUGGGAAAAGUGCAGUCAGCGCUGUGGGGGGCCGUGACCAAUGCCAUGCCUUGGGAGCAACUCUUGCGCAAUCUAGGGAUAUGCUCUACGAAUCUCGGCCAUGACCACGCACUCUUCGACUGCGUGGUCUCAUUCCACGACUGGAGGACAGGCGCAGAAAGCGUAUACGGCAAGAUGGCUGGCAUCGGGAUGAGUCCCCAGUUCUUGUGGAGCUCGAACGGUUCCAAGUUCAAGCUGAUGAUCGAACUGAUUGUCGUAGACGAUGGACUGUUGGUGCGGCUCGAGUACGACGAAGCUUGCUAUCCCAGUCCAACACCAUCGCAUAUCCAACGGCUCUUUCUCCAUGCGCUGGAUGUCAUUGCGACU